UCUGCCUGUGUAAUAACAUCCACAUAAAUUCUAAACCAGCUUACACAUUUCACAACAGAAACAAGAAAGAGAAUGGCCACCGCUGAUGGUGACUCAGAAAUGAAUGAAGUGAAACAGACAGAUGCCACCACAACAGAAAAUAAAGAACAAAGAUCCGAAACAGAAAGUGGGGACAAAGUUAAUGGAAAAGAGAAAGAGGAUAAUGAACCAGCAGCUAAAGAGACAAUAGGAACAUAUGCAGUGAUACCAGAAGAUGAUCCUCUUCCACCUUUAGGCCCACCAAAUGCCCUUGAAAAAAAAAUUAUCAAACAGCUUGAGUAUUAUUUUGGAGACAUGAAUCUACCACGGGAUCGAUUUCUUCAGGAACAGAUCAGAGAGGAUGCUGAUGGAUGGGUGUCACUGGCUGUAAUGACCAAAUUCAAUAGACUGAAACAGCUCACCUCCAACCUUAAAAUGAUAGCAACAGCUAUAAGGAAAUCAGAUUCUGGACUUCUCGAGGUCAGUAAGGAUGGCGUUUAUAUGAGGAGAUCACCCGAUAUGCCACUACCAGAGAACACAGAGGACAGACGAUCUGAAAUACAGAAGAAAACAGUAUAUGCUAAAGGAUUCCCAGCUAAUAUUUCACUGGAUAAAUUAAUUGCCUUUUUUGAAGAGGGACAUGGUCUCAUGGAUACUGUUCACAUGAGGCGAGAUGCAAAUAAGAAAUUCAAGGGAUCAGUGUUUGCUGUAUUCAAAUCCCAGGAUGAUGCUGACAAAUUUGUGGUAGCUUCAGAGAUUAAAUAUCAAGACACUCCUCUGAAACGCAUGUCAAAGCAGCUGUAUUACACUCAGAAGCAGUUAGAAAAGAAGAAAUUAAAAGAUGAACAGAACCAAAAAAAAGAAGAGGAGGCAUUAAAACGUGAAGCAGAAGAUCGAGAGAAACUGAAAGACACCAUCACAAAAGGAACAGUUCUGCAUAUAAGUGGAAUCCAAGGAGAAGAAACAGAACGAGAACAUCUCAAGAAUUAUUUCUCAGAUUUUGGGACGAUUGCUUGGGUAGACUUCGACAAAGGUGAUAAAGAGGCAUGGGUAAGAUUUGAAGGUGCGAACAAAGCUGUUGAGGGUCUUCAGGCAGCGAAGGAUGCUAAUGAGGGCAAGAUCGUUAUCAAUGAAGAUGAGGUUACCUGUGAUGUACUUGAAGGUGAAGCAGAAUUAGAUCAUUGGAGAAAAAUAUUCGAUGAACUGGCAGAAAGACGGGCACAGAAUCGACAAUCAAGGAAAAGGGGACCAGGCAAUUGGAGGGGACCAAAGGAGAAGAGAAAGAAGGAAAGCAGAGAUGAUGAUGAUGAAUGAAAGAAUGGAGUUUGUAUUUAGCAAACAAUAUGAACUGGUUCGAAGUCGUCCAAUAAAAGUACAGGGCUUUCUUCAUUGGAAUGGUGAAAAUGUGAUGGAAAUAGACAAUUCAUCGUAUUCCUGUCCCAGACAUCUGCUGUUUUGGAAGGAUGUUCACAAAAAUCACCCAGGUCCAUUGAAAACUACUUGAGAAUGUUAAGAUUCAUCAAAAACUACAGAAGUUGAAGUCUGUUGAAAAGAACAUUUAUCGGAAGAUCAUAGUUGGACUGAAGGAAUUAGUUGUUGAAAUAUUUUUUUUUCUCUACCCCUAGUUGUUAUCUCAAAAUUGGUAAUUCUUCAAAAGAUUUUAUAAAAUGUUUUAUAAAAUAUUUUUAUUGAAUUGAAUCCUAGAUUUCUGUUUAAUGUUUAUAGGAGAAUGUCAGUGACACAACAUUUUUAUGUCCUAAACAACAUCGGCGGUGUAUUUCUAUAUGAUUGCCUACUUCAAUGGAUUUCUACAGAUUUCAAAAUCUUAAUCUACUGAAAAGUACAUAGAUAGAUCUCCUAUUGUUAUAGGAGUUAUAGAAAACAAGGUUUGGCUAAGUUAUGAACAUUCGUUUGAGUUUCAGAAUAUAUUUUGGUGUGAAUUUGGGAAACAUGUGCAAUUUAUUUUGAAAGGAAAUCAAGGUUAUUUGAAUACUUUAAUAGAUGUUGUGUUGCUUACUUUUUCAUUCUAUUUGAAAAUUACAGUACAAUUAGAAAUACUUUUAAAUGGAAUACAGUUCAAAGUAUGGAAUUGCCAUUAUGUUGUAAAGUCUUUGUUUUUAACUUAACUCUCUUAACAUCGCCAAACGUUAGUAGGAAAAUGUAAAAUGGAAUAGUAUGAUGUCUUAGAUCUACACAAUGUUAUUACUUAACUGUUCAACAUUCAUCAUUCACAUUGUAAAUUGUUUUAUAGUCAUUGAUCAUGAAAUAAAAAAAACUACACAAUU
This is a messenger RNA of Ylistrum balloti, 2303 nucleotides long. Its product is annotated as lupus La protein homolog. Gene Ontology annotation, cellular component: ribonucleoprotein complex; cytosol; cytoplasmic stress granule. The coding region runs from base 73 to 1332 and encodes 419 amino acids. The record is from RefSeq and is a predicted model, not a curated record. Gene Ontology annotation, biological process: positive regulation of translation; RNA processing. Gene Ontology annotation, molecular function: RNA binding. Lineage: Eukaryota; Metazoa; Mollusca; Bivalvia; Pectinida; Pectinidae. The transcript is spliced from 14 exons.